Molecule: messenger RNA, 1070 nt
Organism: Drosophila novamexicana
Lineage: Eukaryota; Metazoa; Arthropoda; Insecta; Diptera; Drosophilidae
Gene: beta4GalT7
Product: beta-1,4-galactosyltransferase 7
Exons: 3
Coding region: 102-1034 (310 amino acids)
Biological process (GO): carbohydrate metabolic process; proteoglycan biosynthetic process
Molecular function (GO): xylosylprotein 4-beta-galactosyltransferase activity
Source: RefSeq, a predicted model, not a curated record
CAAUAAAAUUCAGGCACCUAAACAAGAGCCAAUAUUUGUCAUUUAUAUGGCGUGACGUAGUUAAGACACAUAACUAAACAUUUAGAAUUAGAAUAGCAUAAAUGAAAAUGGUCAACAUAUCAACUAUUAACUGGCUAUUCGUGUGCGGCCUGUCCUUCUGUCUAGGCGGCAUUGCAGUGCUCAGUUUCAUGCCGCUCAGCUCAGACUGUAUAUGCCCGCUGAAGAACCCAUUGAGUAGGCUUAAUGCCGAGGAGCUAGCAAAGACGAAAACAUUUACUAAAUCUGCACAUAAAAUGGCAGUUUUGGUGCCAUUUCGAGACCGAUUCGAAGAGUUGCUUCAAUUCGUGCCGCAUCUGACGCAGUUUUUGCGUCGGCAGGGUGUCGAGCAUCAUAUAUUUGUGCUAAAUCAAGUGGACAGAUACCGAUUCAAUCGCGCCUCACUAAUCAAUGUUGGAUUCCAUUUCACCAGCGAAGUCUACGACUAUAUUGCCAUGCAUGACGUGGAUUUGCUACCACUUAACAAGGAUUUGUUAUACGAGUAUCCUAGCAGCCUGGGACCGCUGCACAUUGCUGGGCCUAAGUUGCACCCAAAGUACCACUACGACAACUUUGUCGGCGGUAUUCUGUUAGUGCGUCGUGAGCACUUCAAGCAGAUGAACGGCAUGUCAAACCAAUACUGGGGAUGGGGAUUAGAGGACGACGAAUUUUUCGUACGCAUCAGGGACGCUGGUUUACAGGUUACACGUCCCCAAAACAUUAAGACUGGCAUCAACGAUACUUUCAGCCAUAUACACAAUCGCCACCAUCGUAAACGCGACACACAAAAGUGCUUCAAUCAGAAGGAGAUGACACGCAAAAGGGACCACAGCACGGGAUUGAACAACGUCAACUACAAAAUACUCAAAGUACAUGAUCUGUUGAUCGAUGGCGUGAACGUAACGAUUCUUAAUAUAUUGCUUGAUUGUGAUGCAAAUAAAACGCCUUGGUGCGACUGUUCGGGAACAGCAGCAGCUGCUUCCGUCGUACAAACCUAGUUAUAAAUUGAAAACAACGAGUUUUCCGAACCUUAA